AUGACCGUGCACGCUCGUUUGUGUGUGUGUCUGCAUGUGUCUAAUGAUGAAUCUGCCCUGCAGACGCUGGACCGGCAGAGGGGCCCUCUGUCCUUGCUCUGCACAGACCGCGUCCUGGCUCUGCAGACGGAGCUGCUUCGCUACGACGUCUGGCAAGAUGGGCGUGGAUGGCUGCACUCUGCCAAUGCGAGCCGCAGGUCUGUGUUGAGCUCUCGCGUCAGAGGCGAACUGGAGAGAUAUCUGGCUGCCUCUGGCUCGCUGAAGCUCUGGGGCCACAUCUGCUACCUGUCCGUUCUGGUGACACUGAACGAGGUUCUGUACAGGAUUGUCUGUGAUGAGAUCACGGACGAUGAUGUGGCCCGUGUGAACGGGAAUGUGGCCUUUGUCUGGGACUCGCAGCUCGGCUAA
Messenger RNA from Symbiodinium sp. CCMP2592, 408 nucleotides. Lineage: Eukaryota; Dinophyceae; Suessiales; Symbiodiniaceae. The record is from the annotation of a GenBank genome assembly.